Histoplasma mississippiense is the source of this 189-nucleotide messenger RNA. RefSeq lists its product with no specific name. The record is from RefSeq and is a predicted model, not a curated record. Lineage: Eukaryota; Fungi; Ascomycota; Eurotiomycetes; Onygenales; Ajellomycetaceae. The coding region runs from base 1 to 189 and encodes 62 amino acids. The transcript is spliced from 4 exons.
AUGCCAAAAAUUGAUACAACAAAAUGUAAGCUCCAAAGAGAAGAAAAUACACCGAGUGAGGAGAGAAGGAAAGACAGCAAAAAGAAAGAAACGCAAGCCGCGAAAACCGCUCCCCUCAACGCCGAUGCGAAUGACAUUACAGAUCAUAAUGAAAAUAAUAACGAUAAUAAUGACGAUGAUGAUAGUUAA